UCUGUUCAGCCUAACUAGACACCGGCUGCCUAGCAACGCAGUGUCAACCUCCUUACCCCAAACACACAGCCUCCUCUGGUUAGCUGUCAUGCUCACUUUUAAGCUUUGACUUGUCCUCUAGUUUGGAAUAAAAGGUGACAGGAUGGGAAAGAAAGGGAAGAAGGAAAGUGACAGCCCACGCAAAGAGACGUUUGAACCUGUGCUUGUUGAGGGAAAGACCCCAGAAACAAUAGUGCUGCUGCUGAGCUCCACAGAGGAGGACAUCCUCAUCAAAGCCUGUGAAGCCAUCCACACUUUUGCAGAUAAAGGAGAUGAGAACAAGGUCUCUCUGCUGGGACUCGGGGCAUUGGAGCCUCUGUGCCAGCUCAUCACUCACAACAACAAGCUAGUCAGAUGCAACGCCUUCAUGGCUUUGGGCGUUAUGGCCAUUCACAGUGAUGUGAAGAAUGCUCUGAAAAAAAUGGAUGCCAUUCCUUCAAUCAUUGACAAUCUGUCACUUGAAGAAAAUAUAGUUGUCCACGAGUUUGCAACACUGUGCCUGGCUGCUCUGUCUGUGGACUUUGUCUGUAAGGUUCAAAUCUCUGACCACAAGGGCCUGCCACCUUUGAUCCAGCUCCUGUCCAGCCCAGAUCCUGAUGUCAAGAAGAACUCUCUAGAGAUCAUUUUCAACCUGGUUCAGGACUACCAGAGUUGCGUGGCAGUACAUGAGCUGGGCGGGAUCCCUCCACUCCUGGAGCUGUUGAAGUCAGACUUCCCUGUCAUUCAGCAUCUGGUUUUAAGGAUUCUGCAAAAUGUCACAAUCAAUGAAGAUUCACGCAGCACCUUCAGGGAAGAGCAAGGAUUUGAGAAGCUGAUGGACAUCCUCAGUAACAUGGAAUUCAGUGACCUACAUGCUGAGGCCCUACAGGUAGCUGCUAACUGUGUGAGUGACAGUGAGAGUUUACAUCUGAUCCAAGAGGGUGGAGGACUGAGGAGGCUGAUGGAGUUUGUUGUCACCCCAAACACGCCUGAAAUCCAGUCCAGUGCUGUAAAAUGCAUCUCCAGGGUUGCUCAGAGCUCUGAGAAUCGCAAACUGCUCCAUGAGCAGAACAUGGAGAAAGUUCUGGUGGAGCUUCUGUCUGUGCCGGAUGUCAGCGUGCAGACAUCUACAUGCCAAGCUGUGUCUGCCAUGAGCGUCCAUCCUCCUAGCAAAGACAGCUUCAGAGACAUGGGUGUUAUCCCUGCAGUUGUUCAGCUGCUGAAUGAUGAGAGUUUGAUUCUAAGAGAGGCAGCUACACAAGCCCUCUCUGUCCUGACAGAUAGCAACAAGCUUAAUGCACAUGCUGUGUACGAGGCAGGAGGCCAUGAGCUCCUUGUCCAGCAGCUCUGUGGAAGCUGUCCGAGGACUGUGGCCAAUUCUGCGGCCUCACUUGGCAACAUGGCAGAACAGGAGGUCAUCCGCUGCAGCAUCUUGUCACAUGACGCCGUACAGGCUCUGGUGGAGUCAUUGAAGUCCACAAAUACACAGGUCCUGGUUAGCACCACACAUUGCUUAGCAGAGCUUACCUGUGACACAGAAGCUAGAGUUCAGCUACAAACAGCUGGAGGUCUUCAACCACUGGUCAAUCUGCUGCACUCCCAUCACAAGGAUGUGUUGCACAAUGCAUGCAUGGUCAUCAAUGUCUGUGCCGGUGAUCGGGCCACAUCUGUGGAGAUGUGCAAAUUUGGAGCUCUGGAGAUGCUUCAGGAGAUCAACCAAUCAGUGCAUCUAAGGAGCAGCUACAGCGAGUUGACCAUGAUCAGCCUUCUUGACUCCAACCUGUCUGUUAAGUACAGCCUGACAGGGUUUUUGACAUCCACUGACAAUAUUAGUGAUGGCUUCUAUGACGCUGGGAAGGGGUGUGCAGGUCAGAGGAUUCUGACUUUAGAGGAGCUGUCCAAGCAGCCUGUAAACCAGCAUCGCCCAGUUAUUGUUAUCAACACAGCAACAACAGCAGAGAAGAAAACAGAGGAUGACAGACAGAAAGAAGACACCCAGCCUGAGCCUCCAACAGAGGAACCACAGAAGAUGAUGGAUGAUGUUUCAUUACAGCUCCUGGCUAAAAAGGCCAAAGAAUCCAUCCUACCACUGAGCGAUGAACGGGAGCAGUUUGCUGCCUUGGCCAGGUUGGUCAGUUCAGCCAUGGGGGGAGAAGUGGAGAUGGAGAAGUUGGAUGAAUUCCCAUGGGUGCUGCACAUCAGCAAGCUCAAGCUUAAGCUCCAGUCUAAUGUUGUUCCCCUUGGUUUUAUCAGAAGGGGAAUCUACUGCCAUAGGGCCCUCCUCUUUAAGUGUCUGGCGGAUUGCAUUGGGCUGAGCUGCACGCUUGUCCGGGGCGAGUACAACCGGGCUUGGAACGAGGUCCUCCUCUUUGAUGGGAAUCCAUGCAGGAACGGGCGCUCGUCACAGCCAAGCCGCUACAUAGUAGACCUCAUGCACCAGCCUGGGGGCCUGCUGAAGGCCAACGGCCCUACUGCUGAGCAAUACCAGACUAUAUAGACCACAACUGUAUGAUCAGGCAUUUUAAUGAACUGCUUCAUAGAUCAUG
Molecule: messenger RNA, 2564 nt
Organism: Notolabrus celidotus (New Zealand spotty)
Lineage: Eukaryota; Metazoa; Chordata; Actinopteri; Labriformes; Labridae
Gene: armc3
Product: armadillo repeat containing 3
Exons: 17
Coding region: 143-2515 (790 amino acids)
Molecular function (GO): protein binding
Source: RefSeq, a predicted model, not a curated record